UCUUCAUUAGCAAAAUAAUAUUUAUUUUUGGAAUCCUUUUUUAUAUAGACAAAAGCUACAAUAUAAUUUGUCAAUUAUAUAUAAUUCACACAAGCCCAUUGAAGCCCAUGAGCUAACAAUUUCAUCUUGUUUUCUUUCCAACAGAAGCUUCAGAUCCUGGUAAGUAUAUUUUAAUAAUUCUGAUAAAAUUUUAAAAUAAUCAUUCACAAAUCAGGACAUUGAAAUGAAUUUAUAUGCUCAGUAUACAAAGAAAAAUUGUCAGAGAUGCGUUAUGGUACUUGAUUAAUUAUAAUCAAUCGGAAUUUUUUAUUGGACUUUUUUGAGUUUAAAGCUUAUUUUUAAAAUUUAAUUUAACUUUUUAAAUUUUGAUGUUCAUACUAUUUGUUUAAAUAGGUGGGUCUGCGGAGCAAGAGCUGGCCACACGCACACUUCACAUCCAGUCUAAAAGAUUUUACUUAGAUGUGAAACAAAACAGGCGAGGCCGCUUUAUCAAGGUGGCUGAGGUUAGUUCAGUUUACUGCUUUUUAAUACCAAUCGGUUUGAUCCAAAAUAUUUUAACAUGGAAUUAUAUUCUCAUGAAUGUUUAAGUUAUAUAUGAUGUUUGAAUGUAAAAGUAACCUUAAAAAUUUAUAUGCAUGUUGGUUUUUUUUCAGGUAGGUGCAGGAGGGAAAAAAAGUCGCCUCCUUCUUGCAAUGUCCUCUGCAGCUGAAUUUAGGGACUUUUUAUCUGAUUUCUCAGAUCACUACGCAUCGUUAGGUGAGCACAGUGAGUUGUCACCUUGUCAUUGAUUUUUUUCACAUCAAGACUUUGCACAACAGCUUGUAUUUUUUUAAAAUUUGUGUGUUGGUAUUCUGUUUGAAGAAAGACUUUUUUUAUAAUAUAGAAUUAUAAAGUUUUAUCUCUGAUUGUGUUGAUGUACAUAUAUCUGUAAUUUGCUAUGACCUUUCCUGUCUGUUACGUGAGAUUCAGGUAUCAGGCCAUGUUGUAGUAUAUAAACACAUUAAAAGAUGUUACUAAAACACUAAUUAAAUGGGCUGAUUAGAAAAUUGUUACUAAUAAUUUGAUUGACUUUUACUCAUUCAAACCUAUACCUGGCUAAGCGGCCAGCAGAUAGCUGUUUACCUGCUGCUAAAUAGAAAAUGGAACUCGUACUAUUAAAAUGAACAUCUUGAAAGUUUAACACAAAAGCUGUGGUCAGCCAAAAAAAAAAAUUGCCAAUAUUUUCGUUCUGUACUGUGGCAGCUGAAAAAAUCGUCACAUAAAAAAACUUACAAUCCAAUAUUUAACCAAAAUUAUAGCCACUUCCUUUUAUUAAUAAUUAAAUCAACAUCCGGGUCAAGCUGUUUGUUGAUCACUUAACAAUAAGUACUUUUUAAUCAGAGUUAUAUAUCGCUGGUUAUUGUCCCAGUUUUUGUUUAGCUAAAAUGGAUGAAGGUGGAUGCGGCUGGGAGAACUAAUAGAAAUAUUUUUGAAAGCUUUCUAGGAGAGGAUUUAAGUGAUACUGAUGAGGAUUUUACAUUCCCCAUGAAGAUCUCAGUUCGGAUUCUUCUUCUAGUGAAUCUGAUACUAGUCCUAGUGAUACUGAAGUAGGCCUACUGUUAGACUUCAAGCCAGGCCCAGAGCUUUGGCAAGGACUGACUGAAUUUUAGUCACAGAAGCUACAGAUUAUGGAUCAGAACUUAUAAAUUUUAUAGUUGGACAACCCAAAUCAGUUCCAAGGUUCCUUUUUAAAUUUUUACUUGUCGAUAACUUUUUGCCUGAGAUUUUGUAUGUUGUAGCUGUGGUCCCAAUUUAUUUUUUUCAGUAAUAUAUGACCUAAAAUUUAUAUCAAUCAAAGAAUCUUGCAGUCAUUGCAAUAGGUUGUUAAAAAAAAAAAAGAUUAUCAGACUUGGAUUCUACAAAAUGAUCAGGUUAUUUUCAACAAGUAUUUUAAAGAAUUAAUUACAAAACAAUGAGAAAUUAAACUAAAACAAAUUUUAAGUUUCUUAUAAAAGUAGGUACCCAGUACCUAAACUAAAAUUAAGCAUUUAUUAAAAAAAAAUUUGUCAUGACUUUCAGCUGAUAAAAUCUUUUUUAUUCCUUAGACCUCAGUAAGUUGAUUGAAAUAUUUAGAUAAACAAAGGAAAGUCUAUACUGCAUCAAAUUAAUUCUUAGAAAAUUAUUGAACAUUAAAUUAGAAUAAAAGUAGUGGGGUAACUAUAAAUAAACCUUAUUUACAUAGUUUUGGAUGUUGACAAUAUGAAACCUAAUGUUGAUGACGUUAUUUAUUGACCUCAAGGUUGAUGAGUGAAAACCAAGGAGUUCCUAUCCAUUAUAAAAGGAUUUUUUUUAUGCAUUCUUGAAAUAACCACCAUUUACAGAUUUGUGAGAAAGGUGCUUGAACUGGAUUAAAGUAUCUCAAUUAGGCCCUAGGACUAAUGAAUGAAAAUUUAUUGUAAACAAUCCUUGCAUCAUUCUACUGAAAAGUACUAAAUUUAAAGUUAUUUCCUCUGGUUCAGACUCUUUGGAUAAGUUCAUCAGAAAUAUCAUCUAAAAAAAAAUGUUUAUUUUUAGCUCAUCUGGAUCUGACUCCAUAUCCAUGCUUAUCUGAUUAGGUACAAAAAUCAUUAAUAAUAAGUUUGUAAAAUAAUGGUAUAAAUUAUUUUUCUUUAUUACCAUUAACAUUCCAAAAUAGUAAAUCCAAAGUUUCACAUUUAUUAUUAAUUUUAAAUUUUUUAAUGAAAAUUUUAAAUAGCCAGUCAGAUAUGACUGAUUUGUUAAUUUUCAGAGUCAACCUGGACAAUAUCCACCGUGAUGUGAUGGCUCCAAAAAAUUUACGGGCACUAAAAAUAAGUUUUAAAAAAUUACAAUCAGAAAAUGAAGGUUCAAAAUAUGAGAUUUCAAAAAUUUGAAAAGCAUUGCCCAGACAAAUAGCUAAAGCAAAUACUAUUUCAUCAGAAAUUUUAAGCAAAGCAAGUAUUUUAGUACUUUUGAAAGCCUAUAUACAGGAUAAGCAGUUUUAAAUCGGAUUUCUUAAACAAAUUAUUAGAAUCCACAAAAAAAAAAAAAAUACCCUGAAAUUUUAAAAGUCAGCUUCCUUUAUAUAAAUCUAUUCUUACUUGAAAGCGCUCAUGAGUCUAGGUGCAAUUGAUGUUUGUGUACAACACAAUUUUUAUUUUGAACAAAAUAUUUUACAAAUUUACAUAAAUUGUUUCUUGGUUGUUCUUGAAAUAAACUUUUGGAUGUUUUUAGGAAAUUGGUUUGCUACCAUUUUUAAAUAGAAUAUAAUUGUUACCUUACAUUUCAGAAAUUCCUAGUUACUUGUGGUUUUUUUUUUUUGUGGUUUUUUUACUAGGCCCUACCAAUUCAGAAACACCCCCUGAAGAUGGGAAAUUAAAGAGUGAAAUGAUUGUCAAAGACAAUCGUCGUUAUUACUUGGACCUCAAGGAAAACCAACGUGGCCGAUUUCUUCGGGUAACUAUAUAUUUUUAAAUUGGUCAUCAGGCUUUAGAUUUUUCGGAGCUAAAAUAAAAAUGUGAUGAAUAUUUCCUUCCUUCACGGUUACAUAAGUUUCAAACUUUUCCUAUUUCUGUCUAAUUUCACAAUUGUUGACACUGGUUAAUGGCAAUUUAAGAAAACAUUUAUUUUAAUUAAAAGCCUGUCUCCAGUGGAUAAAAAUCUGUUUCUACAUCAUCAAUCCUUCUUUCAUCAAAAAUUUUUUGUCAAGCGUAAUAACCUAUUUUGCUCUUUGCUGGGCUGCAUCUGCAUAUAAGAACCAUUUAAUAGAUGUGCAAUAUUUAAAUACAAAUUAUUUUGAAGAUCUUUUUUUUAUUCUAAUCUAAACUUAAUUUGUUUCUCUCUUUGAGUUUUUACAUUCUUCUUUCAUCAUUCCCUGUUAGCAUUUACACAAAACAUUGUCUCACCUGUGACUGUUUCUGUUUGUUGUUGCUGCCAUAUUAAAUUAGGAAAUGUGUACCCACUAAAAAGCAUUAUUACUAUUACUACAAACUAAAAAGCAUUAUUAUUACUACAACGCCUUACUACCUGUACCUUGCUCAAAAAGCCCACUGAACUUUAUGUAGGCUUUUUAAACAGAAUAAAAUUCUUUUAAUAAACUAAAUCAUGACACUCAUCUAAUUUUCAGAACCUGUGCGGCUCAUAUGUCUUUGAUAGGGUGUUGUUUUCCCAGUCACAAUAAGUUGAAUAUGGUUAAAUCUUAUUUUUAAAAAGUCCUUUAUUUAUGGAUUUAUGAGUUAUCAUUUUUGAUCUUGUCAUGUUAUAAACUGAACUCAUGAUGUUGAGUAACCAUCUGCAAGUGUAUUGGAAUUUUUUUACAACUGUGAUAAAAUGGAUUUACAACAAAAGUUCCUACUAUCCUUAUGUUUUUUAUUUCAAUGAAUUAGACAGAUAUGUGCCCUUGUUGUAUGUUGUUGUUGUUUUCAUCUGUCCCAUCCCAAGUGAUCAUUUUUCAUCUCCUGUUCGCCUCACGCGUUUGCUGACCGUCAGGUUUCUGAACAGGUCUCUCAGACUAUCCCACGAGGUGGUCCUCGAUCCCAGAUUGCUAUCCCUGCCCAAGGUAUGAUUGAGUUCAGAGAUGCACUUACUGAGCUUCUUGAAGAGUUUGGCACGGAUGACCAAGGUAUGUGUGGUGUCAUAGAUUUAAUUUUCAUUCAACUGAUAACAUGUUUUAAAUAACUGAAACCACAUGAGCUGUUCUAGAUUUAAAACUAAAUGUGAUUAAGGGGAGUUUUAAGAAUCAAGGAUCUUUAAUAGGGGUGUGCCGGACCCCGGUCCGGAAUCCGGUUCUGCCGGAUUUUGCACUAUCCGGUGAAAUCCGGUUCCGCCGGAUUUACAUGUAUCCGGAACAACCGGAAUCCGGAAUAUACCGGAUUUCGGAAUUUGCCAGAUUUUGUGACUCACCGGAUCAUAAUCUGAAAUAAAAGUAAUUCUCUUUCCCGAAUUCCACACGAUCACGAUACAUUAAUCGAUUGUUUCGAGCGUUGAGCUUGUUUAAUGUUUAAUAUUCCGUACAUACCAGAGGCUAGAGUCAGCACCGCUAAUAGUGGCCAAUAGUGUAGGGACUUUGAUAAGAAAAUUUAAACUNAUCUUUAAGUCUAAAUUAUCUUCUGAUGCUUCAAAUAAUGCUCAAUUACGAUUAUGAAUUAUUUGAACAAACUUCUUAUUAUACGAUUGUAACUUAAGUAUUUAUUUAAAGAAAUGUAGAGUGGUUAAAUAUAAAAGGAGGUUGAUUUUUGUAAUUUUCCCAGAGAUAACGUGACACCAAUGUGAUCCAAAUUAUAUGAACCAAAAAGUUUUCUUUACAUUGCAUGUGUGACAGCCAAUACACAAGAAAUCGCUAGUGGAUUACUUGCAUCAAUGAUGGGGGUUCGGGAAGUUAGUGAUUACAAAGCAACAGCUUUGGAUAUUAAUGAAAUACAUGUGACACAGCAUUUUAUGGAUAAAUUUCACUUUAUUUAUGUAAUUAUGUCACACGAGCUUACAAAAAAAAAUUAUAAAUUAUUCAUACAAGCUGACUAAAGCUCCUGAGCUGCUGGAUUGAAUUAUAAUUUUUUUUAAUAUUUUUUUUAAAUAGAUUUUUUAGUUUUAUUUUUGGCAAAACUUAGCACAAAACUAAAACAUAUAAACAAGUGCUUUCAUUUUUAAAGAUAUCUGCUGGUCAACCAGCAUAAUAUUUUCUAUUUAGACUUGGACACAGAGAGCGGUAGUCAAAAUUCUUAAAAGAGCAGCAAACAAUUUUUUUUAUUUGAUGAUGAAAUGUCUCAUUUUAUUUACAGAGCCACAGAAUGAGCUUCCUGAAAGCCGCUCAAUGAGAGUUGAAAAUAAAAUGUUUUACUUUGAUGUUGGCUCAAACAGGAGAGGCGUAUACCUUCGCGUCUCGGAGGUGAGUGUGAGUACUCUUUUCAUUCCUUGACUUUUAUAUAUUCUGAGGGUAAUUCCAUUCAUAAACGUUAAGCUGCUCUUCACAAAAACAUUGUUCUAUUUAUUCCCCAAAAAUAAUAAGUGGGUUUAGCAGUUUAUUUUAACUCAUUCCCGACGUUUGCGACUAAAUGCGUCUUUUACGGGUUUCGCCGGAUGCAUCCAAAUGCGUCCCGGCGCAUAGCGACACACCUCUCUCAUAUCUAUUUAAAAAUAGCAAUGAAAUCUCCCAUCCCCCGAGACUUCCGGCGAUGGCGUGGUUCAGCAUGAUUUUAAUUUAAAAACCGGAAGUUUUUAUCUUGUUUCACUUUAAAACUACGUGUGCUUUAGUACGGCGCGUCUAUAUGUAGCAGGUGUUCGUCCGAGGUGCUGAAAAUCUAUUUUUUGGUCAUUGUUCGUUAUUUUUUGCCCCGCAAAUGUUAUAUUUAUAUGACACCUUAUUCAUUUUUUGUUGCAUUUGUUCUUAAUUCAUUAACAUUAAAUAAUAUUUAGUAGCUUAAAUACAUAUUUAAAAAAUGUAAACAAUUUCAAAACGGGGUUACAUCCCUUUCUCAGGCAAAUAAAUUAAAUACGGAAGUAGCAUUGCAGGAGGGAAUGAGUUAAGCAACUGAAUAUUUAAACUUCAAUGUUUUUGCACAAUUUAACUGUCUUUGACCAAAGCCAUAUGUUUUAUGGUGUAGGAGAUAUACGGUUGUCUUGAAAAAUUUAAUCUCCCAGUUUUGAUUGGACUGUCCUUACUAAGCUUUGUAAUUGUAAGGAUACUAAUUAGUGUUUUUCAUAUUAUUCAUCAUUAGCUAUGAAAGAAUUUUAUCACUAGCUUUAAAGUGUUAUAUUAGUAAUAUAUGUCUAAGGGAAGGAAUUGUUAUAAUUUUGUUUGAAUUGCAGGUCAGAAACAAUUUCCGUACGGCAAUCACCAUUCCAGAAAGGUCAUGGGGUAGGUUCCGUGACAUCAUCUCCGAGUUUGUAGACAAAUCUAGUGCAAAGCCGGAGCCGGAGUAAAUUGGCAGCCCCUGCGUCUUGCCUGUGAUAUCUCACCUAAACUCGCUACAGACGAACUGCAGAGGAAAUGUGCUUUUUGAUUGGAUGGCUUGUGUAGUCUGCGUGCUGUGAUCACGUCUAGAUGUAUGCUGUGGUUGCUGACAGCUUCGGCGUCUAAGAUGAGUGUGGAGGAUGUUCUCAAGUACCGGGCAACCAAGCUUGUGAGACCAUCCUACCACUUCAGGAUCCGCCAUAUCUUGUCAUGACCAAUGUAUUUGUUGUUAGGAAACAAUGGUUAAACUUGGGUGGGACAGGGGAGGUUUUCAGUACUAUGUUGAUAUAGGUGUGUAGAUUUUGUAUGCAUAAGAUUUGUUUGUUCUACUUGUAAAUAAUGAGAGAUCUGGUUUAUGAAGAGCAGGAAUUUUUAUAUCGAUUCCACUUGAGCAGUGUCUUGGAUUGUCCCCCCUUAUUACAGUUUAAUCUUUGGGUGAUGUGCGACUUGAAUGUGUCACUUAAGUCGCUAAAAAGGUUUUUACUCAUCUUGUUCUGAGUAAAGCUCUGUUUAAAGAGAUUAUGAAAUCUAAAACUUCAUUAUGGACAUAUGGUGCUAAACUUGAGGUAAAUGCACAGUACUCACUGUUGUGCAAAUUCUUAUUCAUUCAAUGCAUUUGGCGUUGAAUAAUUUCUAGCUGAUCUUGUUCUAAAGGAUCAUGACAGAAGGCGACAGUAUGCCAAUCAAAGAAGUUAUAUCUGAACUGUGGGUGGCUAUCUAUUUGGUCUCCCAAUUCCAUACAUUGAAUCAGGGCAUUGGUGAUAACUGUUGAUUCACUCUCAGUUAACCAUCCGUAGCCCAAAAGCCUGGUUCAGGUAUCAUGUGUUGCUUAAGCCUGGCUUUAAAAUGGUCUCAUCACUGCGGGUGACACUCAGGAGGCACUUUUGAGCCCCCAAUAUUUUGCCUGAAAUCUCUCAGUAUUACAAAAGGCUAGCACCACGUUUCAAAAUUGAUUUUAGCAUUUAAAAAAAAAAUUAUAUUAGGUAAAUAUUUUGUUCUGCUAGCAUCAAUAGGGAUAGUAAAUUGUAAUUCUAAAAGAAAAAAAAAAAAGCUGGUGAAUCAGAUUCACUGCUAAUCUGAAUUUAGGUUAAUUUUUUAUUGUGAAUUUAAGGAUCUUUUAUGUUGAAUUAUUUGAACACAUUUAGUCAAACAAUGUGCACAUUUUGUAAAUUGUUUCAUCUUGGGUGUUUUUUUUUUUUUUGUUUUUUUAAAAUAAGGGGAAAACAAAAAAAAAAAAAUAAAAUAAAAGUUAAAAAAAAAAAAAAAAAUUUUUUAAAAUAAAAAAUGGGUUUUUUUUUUUUUUUUUGGUUUUUUAAAACAAGGGGAAAUCAACAAUAAAAAGAUACAGUAAACGUUAAAAAAAAAAUCAAACAAUUUUUUAAAAGUUAUUUUACUUUAUGACUCAACAGUUGGUGUUAAUGUAGUGAUUGUUACCAACCUUGUUUUGAAUCUAGUGCAAAUGAGAAAUUGCGUAGAUGUCAUAUUUUAUAUUUAUACUUAUAUCAUUAUUCAUUGUGUGCUGGUAAUAUCAUUUGUGAUUUUAUUCCCUCAUCAUAUCUUUAUUAUUAAAAGUCUUGUACAUUUACAUGUAACUCACUAAAAAUUGUGACUGUUGUUCUCAUGAUAUUUAGAUACCGGUACUUUAAAACAAAAAUAGUUUCUUUUGUGUAGAUGCAAAGGAAAUCAUUCAACACAAGUAAAGUUUUUGUGCUAUCAUUUAUGUUCAGCUUAAAUUUUUAGAAGUAAUUACUGUUUUUUAAAUGAGAAACCCAAGUUAUUAAUGCAUUUGACCCCUAUAUUUUCAUGUACUUCAUUUAUUAAUUGUUAACUAUUUUAAUUUAAGAAAUAAUUUUGUUAGACAUUUGUAUCUGGGUUCUAGUAUAAAUUAAUUAUUCAGACUAGGUACAUGUAUUGGUUUUCCAGGUUUUGUUGUUUAAAGGUCUUUGAAAAGCUUGUAAGAGAUGUAAGGGUUUGCUGAAUACAAAAUUCUGCAGUGGUAUGGGACCUGUGUGAGUUUGCAGGUGUUUUUAUCAGGUGUCCUGGAUUUUAAAAUGUCUAGCAUCGGUUCAUCAAACCAGAACUUAAAAAUUCUAAUUUGUAUGGUUGAAGCCUUGAACUGCAAUAAGUCUUAGUUUUUAUGGCUCCAGAGGCUAAUGUUAAUGUUACACAAUGUGUGAUAAAUGUGAAAUUUCAUUUUAAAAAAGCUCUGAAGUUUUAUAGCAACUAAUACACAUGUAAUGCUUAAAUAUAAUUAAAUUUUAUACUGUAAUAUGACAGUAAAACUAUUUGGUUUCAAAGGUGUUUCUUAAGAACAUAUAAAGGGGAAAAGACUUUUUCAACCAGUUCUGGUAAAAAUACCUUCCCUUAGGAAAUGGUAAAUUAGGCAUUGAACAGACUUUCACAUAUACUUAAAAAUAUCUUCAGAAUACAAAUUAUGUAUGCAAAUAAUAUGAUAGCUUAUUAAAGCUGAAUUGCUUCAUUGUUUUUUACAGCAAAAACAAUGCGUUUUGUCUUGUACUUGAUACUGUUAGUUCUAGGGGUGUUUCUAAAAACUGAGUUUUUGCUAUUCUUUGGAUUUUGUAAAUUGAAAGUUUAUGAAUUGGAUGAAGCACAUUUCCACUGCCAGUGAGCAUGUAGUGACACAGAAGCUACUAUAUAUGAAGAAUUUUGUUAUGUACAGGAUUUGGUCGACGUUUUGGUUCAAUUUUUCUAAUCUCUAGUGUUGUGGUGUUGAAGAAGUUCAGGGAAGCUAAUGGUGAUGUUGCUUCAAGCAGUUGGCUUUGAUGUUAUUUAGUCAGAAUUUUAGAUAAAAUUAAGGGUGUCAAAAUAAUGGUAAUUCUUUUGUUUUGGCUUAUUUUUUUCUUCAUGUGUAAAUUACACAGAGUUGUUCCUUGGAAUCCAAUGAUCCAAAAGCUAAAAAUUAUUAUAUUUUUAAAAAUUCAAGGAAUAAAAGCCAUCAUAAGCUUCCCUACACUUGUUUUUAUUGUAAAGAAGGAAAACAUAAAAACACAAAUUAAAAAAAAAAACAUGUACCUCUUGUUCAUGAAUAUUAUUUUUUUGUGUAUCUUCUUUAUUGAUCAUUGAACUGCAGUUUAUAGUUGGUGGUUGGAAAAUGUAUUCAUACUUUUCUUUAUCACUGCAAUUUUUUACCUAAUGGUUAGGUAGAGUUCACCUGACUUCUGACAUAAAAAUUAAUAUGCAGAGGGAAUUUCUAAAAAUUGAAUAUUUUUUUAAGCACUCUGUAACAACUUUGAUUUUUCCCAUUUAAGCGUGUGUUUUUUUAACUUGGGAGCGAGCAUAGUUCUAUAUUAGCUCUGUGAUUAAUUCAUUGUUAUCAUUUUCUGUGUUUGAUCAAUUUAUGCUUGGAAGUAGUAUACAAAGAAAUUUGAAAUCAAACAAGUUACCAUUUCUUAACUUUGUCAGAGGUGCUGUGUCACAGUCAUUCAUCCUUACUCAGUUGUAACAGAUUAAGCUUAAAAUUAAAGGGAUUCCUUUCCAGCUGAUGUAAAAAGUACUUUAAAUUUCAAAAGAACUUAUACAUUCAUGCAACUUAAAUGUUCAUGUGUUUUGUGCAGUGUUAACUUGAAUGACGGCACUGCUUUUCUAUUUGAAUUGUAGAUAUAGCAGGAGCUGAUGUUAAGUCAGUUGUUGGCUUCAGAAAAUAAACAUAAAUUUUGAAUUGUAUCUCGUUUGCUUAUUGUAUCAGAAAAUACAAUGUGUUUCAAAUGAAAUUGCUUAUUUAAAAAAAAAAAUAUAAAUUUUAGUGAAGUAAGUUAAUGCUUUCCACUAUCUAAGUCCAAUCUUUAAUUUGGAAAACAAUAGCCACAUUGUAAAAAAAUUUAAAAAAACAGAUGAAAUAAAGAUUGGAAAUGAUUAUUUAAUUUAAAUCUUAAAUUAUUCUAUUGUUUAAAAAGUAAAUAACUUUAUUUGAUUACAUGCAGUGUUUAGUUCCACAAAAUAAUCAUAGUUCUAAUGUCUAAUGAUGGCAUCCUCCUAACCUCAUUUUUUUCCCCCCAGAAUGCACUAUGAGCAGCUACUACUGUUAGGAACCUGUUUAUCAUGAAAAGCUGUUGCCAAUAUUAGACUUAAGAUUUAUUAUUUUUUUAAUAAGAAACGUUGAAUGCUUUUUAAUCAUUUGUACAUGUGUUGUAUAAUAUAAUAACUAAUUUUAUUUUCUGUUAGCUGUUAGUUGCUUUUUGGGUCUUGACUUGAAAAGUUUUUAAACCAUUUUUUUUCUCAGCUAUCUAAUCUUUAUAAAAAAAAAUUUGUUGUUUCAGCCAAACUUCUGUUUGGAGUUAUAUCC
Molecule: messenger RNA, 11249 nt
Organism: Lymnaea stagnalis (great pond snail)
Lineage: Eukaryota; Metazoa; Mollusca; Gastropoda; Lymnaeidae
Source: the annotation of a GenBank genome assembly